UCAUGUGAAAGCAUUUGAAAUCAGUGCACCACUGGUUGAGCAGUUGAUGAAUGAAUCGGUGGAGGAAUUCGGUGACCUGUACUUAGAUAUAGCUGAAGCCUACAUGGAUGUUGAUUUCCAUGAAGCUGCCCUUCAGUUGUUGCGUCCACUCAUCAACUCAGAUCACUAUAAUGUUGCUGCUGUUUGGCUCCAGUAUGGGGAGAGUUUGGCAGCUGUCGACCAGAUGGAAGAAGCUGCUGAGGCAUACAAUAAGGUGGUGAGACUGGCACCGCAGCAUGCUGAAGCCCGUCUGACUCUCUCAUCCAUCCUGCAGUCGCUUGGCCGCCUGGAUGAAGCUCUCCUCAUUCUGAACCAAGAGAGUGACUUUGAGCCUUUAGACUCACAGCUCCUCUUCCAGCGAUGCAAGAUCCUGCUGGAUCAGAACCUUGUUGAUGAAUUUAUUAAUGCUGCUAAGUUGCUGUUCAGGAGGCAUUUUAUUCACAUUAGAAAUCGAGAUGAGGCUGAAGCCAUGAUCAGCAACAAGAAGCUGAGCAACAAAUAUGAAGCCAUCCGAGAACUCCGGCGUUCCAAAAAUGAGAGUCUGGAAGACAAUGGACCAGCUUACACAGGGCCAGAUGUGUCUAUAGAAGAUCAGUGGGAACUCUUUACCAGUGUGUGUAAUAUCCUUCAUGAAAAGAAGAGGUUUGAAGAACUAGAAAGAAUGACUUUCACAGCCCUUGGGUCUAAAGAAUUCAUGAAGGACAAGGAACGUGCAAGAGAGGUCGAGUUCAUGUGUCUCUUAGCCUGUAUCUACAAUGAAAGCUCCUACUUUGCCUACAACAUUAUGAGGGAGCUUGUGAUCAAGAAUCCUGAGAAUGAGAGAUGCUGGAACCUACUCAACCUCAUCAUCUCCAAAGCGGACGACUUUCGCCACAACCGUUUCCUGCUACGCCUGACCCAUAAACACCCAGACCUAGUAGCCCUCGGAUUGCUUAACGGCCACAACUGUUUGGUGGCUGGUACCUACAAAUAUUCCCUAGCAGAGUACACGGGUGCCUUCAAGCAAGACCCAAGCAAUCCCCUCAUUCCACUCAUGCUUGGACUAACCUUCACCCACAUGGCCUGCCAGAAAUUCAGUGGGAAGAAGCACUCACUGGUUGUGCAGGCCUGUGCAUUCUUAAAUACGUAUGUUGAGAUGCGCGGAGAGUGUCAGGAAUCGAUGUACAACUUGGGACGAGCCAUGCACCAGCUGAAUCUUCUCCCACAGGCUAUCCACUACUACAAACAAGCCCUUAAUUGCCAGCCUGUUGAAUCAUUGGAAGGAGGCCCUAUGUUAGACCUCUCAAGGGAAAUUGCAUUCAAUCUUGCAUUGAUAUAUCAGAACAGUGGCUCUCCAGAUUUGGCAAGAAUGUAUAUGUAUAAGUACAUACAAAUUUAGUUUAGGAAAAGAGUGCACAUAUGUUGCAAUAAACAUAUUCAUUCCUCUUUUUGGGAGAAGGAAAUUUAGAAUUCUUGGGACCAAUAAGGCAAAACAGUCAGCUGGGGAUUAGGAUAUAUGUAGAAAAUGACUCAUGGUCUCAUAUUUGAAUAGGUUGUAUAUGUCAUCACAGGGAAACUUAGAUUUCAGUAUAUAGAGAGAAAUUGAUAAUUUUAGCCAAAGAUAUUUAUUAAUUAUCAAGAGAAAAAUGUGUGUAAUUAAUAAUGAAUAUUUAUUUUACAAUUAAGUUGUAUAUAUAUAGAAGACUAUCUGGAUUAAUGUUGCUCCUAGGAGAGAGUGAGUGUGAGUGUGAGUGUGAGUGUGAGUGUGAGUGUGAGUGUGAGUGUGAGUGUGAGUGUGAGUGUGAGUGUGAGUGUGAGUGUGAGUGUGAGUGUGAGUGUGAGUGUGAG
Molecule: messenger RNA, 1866 nt
Organism: Penaeus vannamei (Pacific white shrimp)
Lineage: Eukaryota; Metazoa; Arthropoda; Malacostraca; Decapoda; Penaeidae
Source: RefSeq, a predicted model, not a curated record